AUGGGUUUGCUCAAUGGAUCGGAUGUUUACUUGUUCAAAUACGAAGUACCAUAUCCAAUCCUGGACCUGUUGCUGAAAUUACGCUGCGGCUGCGGCUACGGCAGAGACGAACGCGGAAAGAGAGAGGGAGAGGCAGUCACAGUCAGCGGCAGCAACGACAGCUCCGGUUUCGAUGACAGCGCGAAAUUACUUAUUGAAAAUCCCAUGUCGUCCGAACGCGAACGAACAACCGGUGCACGCGACACGUCUGUCACCAAGGGUUAUACGUCAGCAGCGCUGUACCAAGCAAAAGCUUGCCCUGGUCCUGUAACUCAGUGGUUCCGCCAUCACUGUGAAGGUACGCCUUCCACAUUCAUUAGACUAGACUAA
This is a messenger RNA of Soboliphyme baturini, 369 nucleotides long. NCBI's taxonomy places the organism in Eukaryota, Metazoa, Nematoda, Enoplea, Dioctophymatida, Soboliphymatidae. The record is from the annotation of a GenBank genome assembly.